GGAGGAAAGGGGUUUGACCUCCCCAUGUCUCGGGUCCCGGAGGCUUUCCCAUAGGGGAGAGACAAGCGGGGCUAGGGCAGGAUGGGUCACCUCAGGCCCGGGAACUUCCUAUUGCUGCUGCUGCUGCCCCCAGCCCAAGCCCCGUGGCAGGACCUGCCGAGCCAACAAGGCCCAUCAGAGUGCUACCAGGUGAACGGGGCAGAUUACCGGGGCAGCCAGAACCGCACGGGGCCCCGGGGGGCUGGUCGCCCCUGCCUGUUCUGGGACCAAACCCAGCAGCACAGCUACAGCAGCAGCAAAGACCCCCAGGGCCGCUGGGGACUAGGAAGCCACAACUACUGCAGGAACCCCGAUGGGGAUGUGCAGCCCUGGUGCUACGUGGCAGAGACGGAAGAAGGGAUCUAUUGGAGAUACUGCGACAUCCCCACCUGCCACAUGCCUGGCUACCUAGGCUGCUUCGUUGAUUCGGGGGCUCCCCCAGCCCUGAGCGGACCGAGCGGCACCUCCACCAAGCUCACGGUCCAGGUCUGCCUGCGCUUCUGCCGCAUGAAAGGGUUUCAGCUGGCUGGGGUGGAGGCCGGCUACGCCUGCUUCUGUGGCUCCGAAGGGGACCUGUCCCGGGGCCGCCCGGCUCCAGCCAUCGACUGUGACCAGAUCUGCUUCGGCCAUCGUGGCCAGCUGUGUGGGGGCGACGGGAGGCUAGGCAUCUAUGAGGUCUCAGUGGGUUCCUGUCAGGGGAACUGGACGGCCCCCCACGGAGUGAUCUACUCCCCGGACUUCCCGGACGAGUACGGCCCAGACCGCAACUGCAGCUGGGCGCUGGGCCCGCCGGGGUCCGCCCUGGAGCUCACCUUCCGCCUCUUUGACCUGGCCGACCCCCGAGACCGGCUGGAGCUCCGGGAGGCAGGUUCGGGUCGACUCCUGGGGGCUUUCGACGGGGCCCAGCCCCCGCCCCCUGGGCCGCUGCGCUUCCCGACCGCCACGCUCCUGCUGACCUUCCGCAGUGACCCCCGGGGCCACGCCCAGGGCUUUGCCCUCACGUACCGAGGGCUGAGGGAUCCUGUGGAAGACCUGGGGUCUCCCCAGGGCCUGGUCCAGACCCCACCUGUUCCCCCAGAAGGAGCCAAUGGGAGCCGCGCCCCUGGCCCCCAGGAUUCAUCCACCAGAAUGGGGGUUGGAGUCUUCUCCGCAGUGACUGUGGUGGCCGUCCUUCUGCUGCUCCUAUUCUCCUUCUACCAGCUACGGAAACGGAGCUGCCUGCUCGUCCCUGGGAAAGGACCGGUGGGAGGCCUGCUCGUGCUGGGGACCGCCCACGGGGUCCAGAGAGGCUGGACCGUGUGGUACCGUCGGCCCCAAGCGGUGGCUGGCCCUUGCCCCCCUGGCGACGGUCAGCCAGAUGGGCUUCCACCCAGCUACCGGCCGCUCAGUGCUUCGAGCCAGAGUUCGCUACGAUCGCUCAUCUCUGCCCUCUGACCCUCCCAGUUCCUGCCCUACGGGAGACUUUGUCCUGUUACCCCCGGGGGAGGCUCUUACCCCUAAAUAGAAUGUCUUCUACCCCAAGGACUGACCCUGCCCUUUCUGCUAAACAUACUUCUGAGGCCCAGAUUCCACCAUCCUACAAGGAUUCUGCCACUUUGAAAGUGUUUCUGCCCCUCUCCCUCCCCCCAGUCAAAAAAAAAAAAAAUAUAUAUAUAUACAUAUAUAUAUCAGGGACCAGGAGUGGAAACAGGUUUCUGGCAUGGCUGCCUCAGUCCUUCCCUCCCUCUUCUACAAGGUUAGGAGAUGGGUCAUUGGCAGCCCUGAGAACAGGGAGACUGACAUGGGCGGCUGGGUUGAAGGGCCAUAUGACAGUGGGUAUCGGAGGUCAACGGGAAGGGGUCAAAAAAGGUCCAUAUCUCAAGCUUGUGAGAUGUGGACAACAAAAAUGGGCAGCCUCCAGCCCAUGACCUGAUGGGCAAGAUGCAGAAGGACUGAGAUCUGAGGUCAAAGGAAGGCAAAUUCCAGUGGCCACUCUUAACAAGGUGGCGCGUAGUUGGAGAGGCCCGACGACGGGGAACGUGUGGAGAUUCGAGAUACUGCCACCCUGCACACAGCUCAACCACUUGGAAUGUUUUCUGCAGCCCCCGAUCAGGGAGAGGUCAACGGUCAUUAAGAAGCACUCAAGAAACCUGCACACAGACAAUGAAUAAAGGAAACUAUUUUUGUACUGGA
Molecule: messenger RNA, 2211 nt
Organism: Ornithorhynchus anatinus (platypus)
Lineage: Eukaryota; Metazoa; Chordata; Mammalia; Monotremata; Ornithorhynchidae
Gene: KREMEN2
Product: kringle containing transmembrane protein 2
Exons: 9
Coding region: 82-1473 (463 amino acids)
Biological process (GO): multicellular organism development
Cellular component (GO): plasma membrane
Source: RefSeq, a predicted model, not a curated record